This is a messenger RNA of Pseudocercospora fijiensis CIRAD86, 1219 nucleotides long. RefSeq lists its product as uncharacterized. The coding region runs from base 193 to 1188 and encodes 331 amino acids. The record is from RefSeq and is a predicted model, not a curated record. The transcript has a single exon. NCBI's taxonomy places the organism in Eukaryota, Fungi, Ascomycota, Dothideomycetes, Mycosphaerellales, Mycosphaerellaceae.
CAUUUACCUAACUACGAUGCCAAGAGUGAGCAGAAUUAUGUGGAUAAGCUGCAUACUGUGGAUGUAUAUCUAUGGACGGAGAAGGAUGCCCGCACUUUCCUUGGACAUGUAAAGAGCGCAGUGCCGGCAGAGAGGUUAGAGAUCAAAGGAGCACCAGGAGUUGGUACUCCACACUCUGAACAUAGAGACUCGAUGAGCCCGGUCGUGCAGCAGCUUGAAAAUACUGCCAUAGGAACGAGCUUUCCUCCUCGGACCAUGAGUGCAGUAUCUGCACAAUCGUUUCCCGGACCACCUACUCCCCAAUCUGAGGCUGCUUCACCCAGGCCUGUGGCGGCCUAUAAUCCUGCCGCACCUUCUGCACCAGAACCAGUACAGUAUCGCGAGAAGACGCCUCCACCGCCCGAUGGCGGUACUGGCACUGGCUUGAAAGCAACACAGUCAUACGGCAAUGCACCACAGCAGAUACAGUAUGCUUCAGCUGCUGGAGUCUACCAGAACUCAGUUCAGACCACUCCACAGCAGGCAUACUUUUCUGGACCUCCGCAGCAGGCAGUACCGGGCCCUCCUCAAGGACUUCAAUCACAGCAGCGAUACCACUCUGGCAGCAUACCUCCACCUCCAGCUCAAUCACCGCCUGCUGGAACAUCGACACCUUCCUUUGGACCGAUGGCAGCCAGCACAAUUGGCCCGAAAUCUCCCCCACCGAAUCAGUCGUCUUUCAAUCGACAAUCGUCCUAUGGACCUGGUCCAACCCAAUUCGCAAGCUACAAUCCUCAAUCACAGUAUGAAAAUCAUCAGUCCCAGCAAGGCCAGCUUCCUCCUACGCCUUCGGCGCCCCCGGCCUAUGCAGGUCACACUCCAUUGAACUCACCUGGCAUGCCACCGCCGCCUCCAGCUCAGCCAUACCAGCCGCAGCAGCACGCCCCUGUGGGAGGCUAUAGCAAUUACUCGUAUACCACUGCUGGUGCGGUGAACUCAAAUGAGAUGAACCAGCAUGGUGCAUACACUGGCGAUAUUCACAAUCAAGUCUAUCGUCCCACAGAAUCUGAGCACGGUUCUCAUGGCAAAUUGAAGAGGGCCCAGACUUGUCAGGAUGGCAUGCAGAAACCAAGCCCGCUGCAGAACAGUGUCGGCAAGGCAGAAAAGAAAGUAGGCAAAUUUUUGAGUAAACUCGACAAGUUGUACUAGUUUGUAGAGAAAUACAACAUCUUUUGGUAUU